AUGGUCGAUAUCUACGUGUGCAUCCCUAUGUGUAUAGUAUAUCUCGUUCAACAGCUCGAUAAAGGAACUGUAGCCCAAGCGGCAGUAUUCGACCUGAAGGAAUCUACCGGUUUAGUUGGCUCUCAAUACAGUUGGUUAUCAUCUUGCGUAUAUCUAGCUCAAUUAUGCUGUCAACCGCUUUCUUCCUACGCCUUGGUUGUGUUCCCAGUCAAAUAUUGGGUGUUAUUCAAUUUCACUGCCUGGUCAAUCGUGACCAUCUGCACAGCAGCCGCUACGAAUUUCACAGGACUCAUUAUAGCCAGGAUCCUACUAGGUGGAUUCGAAGCUACCAUUCUCCCAUCUUUCGUCUUGAUCACUCAGAUGUGGUGGACAAGGAGAGAACAAUCUUACCGCACGAUUGCUUAUCAAAUUGCCAACUCUGCCGCUGCCAUCUUUGGUCCCCUCAUCGCGUUUGGUGUGGGUCAUGUCAGCUCAAGCAUACAACCUUAUCAAGGUAUAUUCUUAUGUAUGGGUGCAAUCUCCCUUGCAGGAGUUCCUGUCGUAUGGUAUCUUUUACCAAAUUCACCUACCAAUGCCAAAUUCCUACGUAAAGGAGAUGAUCGAUUGAUCGCCUUAGACCGAUUGAGAGAAAACAACACAGGUACCAAAUCCUCGACCUGGAAAUGGAGUCAGGUGUGGGAGACCUACCGAGAUCCAAAGACAUACAUGUGGGCAGCGAUGUAUCUUUGUACUUCCACUCCUAGUGGUGGUUUCGGUGCAUUCAGUGGACUGAUCACAAAAGGUUUUGGAUUCGAUUCUUUCGAGAGUAUCUUAAUGCAAAUUCCUACCGGAUUCAUCGGUAUCUUCACCUUGUUGAUUGCUAUUUACUGUACCAAUCGAUGGAAGACCCGAUGGGCAGUUAUCGCCAUUGUCACGCUCUUCCCCAUAGCUGGUGCUUCAGCGAUGGUCAAGGUUCCGAGGUCUCAAUCUGGCGCUUUGUUGGCUUCGUAUUACGUAGCAUCAUACCCUUUGGCUGGCAUCCAACCACUACUCUACUCGUGGGCCAACUUAAACCAAGCUGGAACAACAAAACGAGUUGUCGUCUUCGCUACUAUGUUUGUCUUCCAAUGUGCCGGUAACGUCAUUGGUCCACAAGUCUACCUUGAAAAGGAAUCACCUAUAUAUUCAACAGGUCUCUACGUCGACAUAGGCUGCUGGGUAGUCCUCGUCCUGCUAGUCAUAAGAAUGCGAGUGUACCUAGGAGCGCUCAACAAGAAACAAGCCGCACGAAGAGCCGCAAUGGGUUUACCGGAGAGCUUACAGGACAUGUCAAUUAUGACGAACGAAGAGGCCGCUGCUUACAAAGUCGAAUUGACCGAACAUGUGAAAGCCAAUGGAUUGGAUGAAGCGAAAUUGUACGAAAAUGCAUUUGAGGACAUGACUGAUUACGAAAAUCCCGCUUUCAUCUAUGUUUUGUAA
Messenger RNA from Kwoniella mangroviensis CBS 8507, 1458 nucleotides. RefSeq lists its product as uncharacterized. The transcript has 9 exons. Gene Ontology annotation, molecular function: transmembrane transporter activity. Gene Ontology annotation, biological process: transmembrane transport. The record is from RefSeq and is a predicted model, not a curated record. Bases 1 to 1458 code for a protein of 485 amino acids. Gene Ontology annotation, cellular component: membrane. NCBI's taxonomy places the organism in Eukaryota, Fungi, Basidiomycota, Tremellomycetes, Tremellales, Cryptococcaceae.